GACAUUGAUGAAGCAUAGAGAAAGAUUGUGUUAUAACUUACAGUCAAAGGAUGUCGGGGGCACAAGGGGCACAGCCAAAAGAGUCAAAGACAGCAACAACGUACGAGUCAAAAGGAGGAGAGAACCGUACAAGGACUGAGUUGCGUUCAUGGGAGGAUCAAGGCUGCAUUCAGGUUGAAAAACAGCAGGAGAAGGUCCAUGAUCCUGCUGGCAAAGGUGGUCCUGUCUUUGGUGCUGGCAAAGAUGACAACAAACAAGACCUUGGAGUUACUGGCACGGGCUAGCUAACCUAUUGUUCAAGUACUUAAAUAUCGGUUUAAAAUUAUGUUCAAAAAACAUAUACACGUUGUAAUCUAAAAACGUUCUUUUGCAUGUGUUCCUAAACUAGUCUCUUGUCAUCAUGCUAGUGUUUUGUGAUGAGAGUUUAUGGGAGUGAAACUGUUUGCUUCAGUUAUCUUCCUUACCAUGUAUGUAUGCACUUUGUGUUCAAUCCAAUAAAGUGGAAGAAGAAAGUUGUUAAUGUACAAUGUUCUUCAUCACUUGCAUUUUUUUCAUCUUCA
Molecule: messenger RNA, 560 nt
Organism: Cajanus cajan (pigeon pea)
Lineage: Eukaryota; Viridiplantae; Streptophyta; Magnoliopsida; Fabales; Fabaceae
Product: seed maturation protein
Source: RefSeq, a predicted model, not a curated record